Molecule: messenger RNA, 4083 nt
Organism: Bacidia gigantensis
Lineage: Eukaryota; Fungi; Ascomycota; Lecanoromycetes; Lecanorales; Ramalinaceae
Exons: 3
Coding region: 1-4083 (1360 amino acids)
Molecular function (GO): protein binding
Source: RefSeq, a predicted model, not a curated record
AUGCAGCACACAUCUGUCGGCUUUGCUCAUACAAGUGGAGGGCUCAUCAAGAUCAAAGACCAUGAAGGUCAUAGCCCAUUUGACGUGUAUGGCACAACCAUAGGAAACCGCAAUAUACACACUUUCAAUCAUGCACAGACAAUAGGAGCAGGCUAUUCUGAUGACGAAGAGAAUGAUAUGGCCCAAGGCGUCAGCGGAGAUCCUGAAGACUCCCAAGUUCCGCGAUUGCAACCACAGACGCAAGUCAAUGGUGAUGAAAUGUUUGCCUUCGGAAGCAACAAAAAUUUGACCCUUGGCCUCGGCGACGAGGACGAUCGUCAAUUUCCAGAGCGAGUCUACCUGAACCGACCAGAUCGGCUAAUGUACUCCUUCUAUGAAGGUUUCAAGUCUUCAUCAAUGAAUAGACCAAGAAGCACUUCCGACGAGAAGCGGUCCAGACCUUUCGGAAUCUUCGAACUCCCAGCGGCUGUUCGCUAUCGGCCAUUGACCGUUCAAGACGUUCAAUUAUCCAAGCUGUCCUCAACAAUCCUGACAAAUGAUCCACAGGCGAAUCUGUACAUGUGCGGCUUUGGGUCUGGGGGUCGGCUCGGUACAGGUGACGAAUCGACACGUUUCAGCUAUGUCAAUAUUCAAGGAGGAGGACUUGGAGCAAAGAGGGUUAUACACAUCGCUCUCGGCCAGAACCAUACUAUUGCCAUCACUAAUGAAGGCGAAACAUACACAUGGGGAAAUAAUGCUUUUGGUCAACUGGGAUACGCGCCUAAUGCCAACGCAGCUGGUGCGAAAGACGAAGAUCCCGUCCAACUUCUUCCACGCCAGGUCUUUGGACCACUGAAGCGUGAAGUAGUAAUCGGUGCGGCUGCCUCACGAAUUCAUAGCGCCGUGAUCACAUCUACAUCUCUCUACACGUUUGGCAAGAACGAAGGGCAAAUGGGCUUGGUUGAUUCUGAUGCACGCUCUCUCAUCUCACAAAAUACCCCUCGGAAGGUCGGUGCUUCUCUCUUUACAUCGUCAAUCAAGUCAGUCUCAGCCAUAGACAAAGCAACUAUCUGCCUGUUGGAAAGCCAUGAAGUUCUAGUCUUUGCCAACUAUGGCUAUACGAAAAUUGUUUUUCCAGUCGAAAACACAAAGUUUUUGCAAGACUUAGGACGUGGUAACGAUAGGUUCACGGAGACUAGACCGGUCCUCAGAGGCAAUCAAGUUUGCAAAAUUACCUCAGGAGGUGACACUAUAUGUGCUAUGACAGCCUUGGGCGACGUAUUCACAAUGCAAGGGGCUCUGUCGCCGCCCCAGCAAGUCUGGGCUCUUCGGAAAUCCCAUAUGGCUGUCAGAGACGUCGAUGUUGGUCAAGAUGGGUCUAUCAUCAUUUGCACGGAAGCUGGAUCGGUAUGGAGACGCGUCAAACGAGCUACGAUCAAAGACGCAACUAUAUCCAAAGCAUCUGACUACAAAGCCAAGGACUACAAAUUCUCUCGUGUACCAGGAUUAACACGUAUUGCCGCUGUGCGAAGCAAUACCUUCGGCGCUUACGCUGCUAUGCGUCGAGACUGUGACGUUCUGCAAACGCAAAUCGAUGUAGACGCCGUUUCUUUGUGGAAGGAUCUAUAUCCUCUAUUACCAUUUCAUGGAUUUGGAGCUGAGGACUCUGAUACAGAGGAUCCAAGACCUCGAUUCUGGGUCUCGAGUCAGCCUGAUGAUGUUGCAACAAUUCGUCAAGCCGUCUUACGGACCCGGACGCUGGAGACCGAUAUCGCCGAGUUCCUGGUAGAUCGGACAACACGAGACCACGAUUUCGACUUACAAGUCGGCAGUACUAUUUGCGACGCUCGCAUCCCUGUCCACACUUUCAUGUUCGCAGGUCGAAGCCACAUCUUGAACAAAGCUCUGACUGUCUUCCAAAAAGAGUACUUCUACUCCGUUCAAGAUGUUUUCAACAUUGAGUACGAUAGUGAGGGAAAGCCAAUCAUCCUCUUCCAGGGCAUUGAUUUCAUCACAUUGAUCAACCUUGUACUGUACGUGUACACCGACUCGGUAGUCAGCGUAUGGCAAUUUCGGCGCCCGCCAGACAUGGCCCUCCGCUACCGGCAGGUUCGCGUAGAGCUGAUGAAAGUUGCGUCCGCCUUGGAAAUGCGCAGAUUGGAGCAUGCUGUAAGGUUGAUGACCGAACCACCAAAGACACUGCGUGAAGACUUCGACCAUGCUAUCACCUUCCCAGCCUUUUUCGAAAAUGGUGACAUAAAGGUCGAGCUUGACGGAGCUACACAAAUGGUACACGGAGCCCUUGUCUGUCGACGCUGCCCGUUCUUCGAAGGUUUAUUCCAAGGCCGUGCAGCCGGCCGCUGGCUCUCCUCGCGGCGUGAUGACGACCAAGAUGCGCCAGAACCAAUUCAGGUCGAUCUAACGCAUGUCAGCCCUGACGUCUUCAAGUAUGUCUUGAGACACAUUUAUGCAGACACAGAUGAGACAAUGUUCGAAGAUGUUAUAACAGCGGAUCUCGACGCUUAUUUAGAUCUGAUUAUUGAAGUCAUGUCAGUUGCAAAUGAAUUGAUGCUAGAUCGGCUUACACAGAGCUGUCAAAAGCUGCUCGGCAAACAUGAACUCGAAGCCGACAUCAUGUUAGAACUUGACGAGACUGUCCAGCAGAAUCAACUCAACUGCAUGCCUUUCGCCAAAAGCGGAAAAGCAGAGGCUGACAUAGUAGAACAAUACCCUAGACUUCUCGAACGUUUUGAGCGUAGCAAGCAGGUGAAAAUCGACCGAGUACGCCUGCAAGCCAAAUUGAGAGAUGAAAAUAAAGGCACUGGCACUCUCAAAGGGCGUAAAGACCUACCUGAAGAUUUUGAGCAGAAUGCCCCUUCGCGCAAGUCCCCGAAAAUUAUGCCCAAGGAAGUCUCGAAGAGCCCAAAAUUUGCACCUCAACCGUCUACACAUGACUUGAUGUUUGACAUGGAUGGUCUUGAUGACCAGCAAGAGAAGCGAUCAUCAUCAGCAGGACCCAGAUCUGAUUCGUAUCUACAUCGUCCAAGCCAGCUUAACAAUACAGAGUUCGACGCAUUACCUACCUCCCUUGAAUCAGACCUAGCGGCUUCCACAAGCCCAUACUCCCAUAAUGACUUGAUAAGAUCACCAGGUAUUGAUCUUGAUCAUUUUCAAGAUCAUUCAAUUGCUCUAGACAACAGCCGACCUUGGGCAGCACCAGGCUUCUCGGCAUCAAAGCUCAACAUGAAAGAAAUCAUGGCUCAAGCCUCAAGUCUUGGAACGUCUUCUAUUUCCACUGCACUUGCUACGCGGGAGAAACAGCCGCAGUCCCCUCAAACGCCUAGAAAGUCAAGCGUGCCGCAGAAGGUGUCCCAAAAAGAACGUAAAAGACAACAGCAAGAGCAACUUGCACAAGCGUCGUCACCGCCAGUUCAGGUAGCGACUCCGGCCCCUAAGGCCAAGCCUGACUCGCAAGCAAAGCCAAUUUCACCGUGGCAGAGAGCAUCCUCAGGCUCAAGAAUAUCUUUGAAAGACAUCCUUGGCGAGGAAACGAAGUCGCCAUCACCUAAAGACAAGGUCCCACACCCUAGCUCUCCAUCCAUGACACUCCGUCAGACCGUGGCUGGCAAACCACCUUCUCGCCACCCUUUUAGCGACUCUUCCCAGACUCCUGCAGCGCCUGCACAACGAAGUGUCUCUUCACCCACCAGCACCGCACCCGUUCAAGCUCACCAAAGCCCGCUAUCACCACCUCGCUCGCUUUCAACGUAUACACCGCCCGUUCCCACACAGCCUCAGAUCCAUUCUAUCCGCCAUUCGACUCCGGCCUCAGCGGCAGAACCUUCCCUUCAACUUUCCAUGUCUGACAUUCUUUCCCAGCAACAGACGGAGAAGGAUGUCAUCAGGGACGCAGUGGCAAAGCGGUCACUGCAGGAAAUUCAGGAGGAGCAGGCGUUCCAAGAGUGGUGGGAUGCUGAGAGUAGGAAGGUGCAGCUUGAGGAACAGGGUAGUAAGAACGGUGCAGGCAAGGCGGGUGGAAGGGGAAGGGUUAGGAGGGCUAGAGGGAGAGGAGGUGCGGGUGCUGCUAAAGGGGGGGCGUGGUGA